AUGUACGUUUCGUACCAGAUAGAAAAAUAUUUGUUGGAUGUCCUGACUUUCUGCCUCCUAAGGAGCCCAAGCUCGCAAACGGAGGAACUGGACGACGAAUACAUCCGCCUAAUAACCGUCCAUGGCCGUGAGUAUCAGCAGUAUUCUAUCGACAACAAGAUUUCAUUUGAGCCGGUAGACGAGGAUGAAGCUGAACGGUUGGAUCUUCAACAUCAAAUUUUCAGCAGAGUCUUUGACAACCGACUUAUCUUCCCUCCAAUCCCGCGGCUGCGAAGAGUGCUGGACUGUGGUUACGGCACUGGGUCGUGGGCCAUCGAUGUCGCGGAACAGAACCCUGACUGCGAGGUAAUUGGGAUUGACAUUUAUCCUUUCAUGAACCCGGACGAUACACCGGAGAACCUCUGGCUCCAGGUAGAUGAUCUAAACCGCCCUUUCACCUUUCCUUCGAAUCACUUUGACCUUGUCCAUUCUCGACUCCUCGCAGCAGGCAUCAAUCGGUCUCGGUGGCCAUCGUAUAUUCGAGACAUCAAAAGAGUCCUCAAGCCCGGGGGAUGGGUGCAACUGGUCGAAAUAUACUUCAACGUCCAAUCAGAUAAUGGCUCCAUAAGCGAAAACCAUGCUCUGAGGCAAUGGAGCUCGCAGCUCAUGAGGUCAAUGGAAGACAAUAAGGAUCUUAGGGUGGGCACCCGCUUGAGAAACCUCCUGAUGGCAGAAGGAUUCACGGAGGUUGAUGCAAAGAUGAUCCCUCUACCUUUAUCCGCGUGGCCAGACAGUAUGAGCCCCGUAGGACCUUUUCUUUUCUGCCGUUUGUCAUUAACUGACAAUACACCUCAGACCCGACAAGCCGAGAUAUAG
Messenger RNA from Aspergillus nidulans FGSC A4, 855 nucleotides. RefSeq names its product protein llmG. The transcript is spliced from 6 exons. NCBI's taxonomy places the organism in Eukaryota, Fungi, Ascomycota, Eurotiomycetes, Eurotiales, Aspergillaceae. The record is from RefSeq and is a predicted model, not a curated record. The coding region runs from base 1 to 855 and encodes 284 amino acids.